AUGGCUACUUUAAAGAAUUUUUGGAUCGAAUUCAUCGAUUUAUAUAAAUCCCUACCCGAACUAUGGAAGAGAGAUGCUGAGGAGUAUGGCAACAGGCAUAUUCGAAAGAAAGCCUAUGAGGUGAUGGUCGACAAAUACAAUGAAAUUGACAAGGAGGCCAAUAUUUAUACGGUCAAGAAGAAAAUCAAUAAUAUGAGGACAGCAUUUCGUCGGGAGCUGAACAAGAUGCGUAAAAGUGAACAGAAUGCAUCGUCACCGAAUGAGAUCUAUACACCAACACUGUGGUAUUAUUCACAUUUGGAAUUUCUGAUAGAUGAAAUGGAUGAUGAGGAUGAUAUGGAUGCGACGACAGCAACAAAGAUGGAACUAAUGGAUGAUAUUGGCAUAAUGAAUGAUGAAUAUCCAAUAAAUAGAGCACCAACUCCGUCAACAUCCUCCCAAUCAAAGAAGAGAAAAUUUGAAAUAUCCAUACAGCAGCCGGAACAAAAACGACAAUAUUCACAACAGCCGCAAGACCACAAUAUUAUUCAACGACAACAACAUCAACAGACACCAACUGUAAUUGAUCCCGUUCGUGCUUUAUCAUCAUCAUGGGAGGUUUUAUAUCGUGAUUUAGAUAAGAAACAACAACUCUAUGCCAAUCGAAUGAUUAACGAAGUUUUAUAUCAGGCCGCAUUGGGAAAGCUUAGCGAAAAUUCAUAUAAGCUAUUAGAAAUGGCUGUUGAUGAACCAAAUGGUCAUAUAACAUUUAGCCCCGAUCGAGAAUCUGAAACACAAUAUUAUUUGACGGAAUCAACGGAACACGACGAGAUCAUAAUGAAAAAGGACAAUGAACGUAAACGACCUAAAAAUUCGAAACAAUUGCAUAUGACUAAAUAA
Molecule: messenger RNA, 879 nt
Organism: Musca vetustissima
Lineage: Eukaryota; Metazoa; Arthropoda; Insecta; Diptera; Muscidae
Exons: 2
Coding region: 1-879 (292 amino acids)
Source: RefSeq, a predicted model, not a curated record